AUGACACGAGGUUCAGUCGACGGACAGCCUGCCAUGAGACGAGCCCAAAUGAAGCACGAUGUUGUUACUACUCGACGCGACGAGUUAGACGGUAAGAUGCAGAGCGAAGACGACGAGACGCUGAGCGACGACGACCAAGAGCAUGCGAGUGUUGAUGAAGAUGCUAGCGAACAUGAAACGAAUGCUGCUCAACAGGUCUUCAGUCAGAUCAAGAAUCUGGCCGUCCAAGACUUUAUGGGCAACACCAACAACAGCUUGCCAACCCCUACGAGUACAAGUGACUGGCAUUUCCUCAAUGCGCUCGGGCAGCUCGAAACGCACAUGCUGGAUGGCCACGACGAACAAGUCAAGAUAUGCAUCGACGAGCUUCUUCUCCACACAGCUGCAUUGGAGAUACCAGAGCUGCCAGCCCAUUUGAGCACCGACUCCAUCGCCACCUCGACCAAGCCCGCCUCUACUGGUUCUAUCCCUGCUCCGCCUGCUUCCACUCGUUCUAUCCCUUCCGCCGGUUCUACUCCCUCAGCCGAUUCUAUGGCCACCUCGACCAAGCCUACUUCCACUCGUUCUAUCCCUUCCGCUGGUUCCACUCCCUCAGCCGACUCCGUCGCCACCUCGACGAAGCCUGCUACUUGGCAAUGCGCAGUCUGCACGCUGAUCAAUCCGGCCUCGUUCGUAUGCUGUGAUGCUUGUGGCGGUGGCUCCCCUGCCGACAUCCAGGCUCACGACGAUGCAUCUGGUCACACCGCUGCUCCAGUUGAGCGUGAGAAAGUCAACAAGAAGCGCAAGCUCGAGGAAUCUACCAACGCCACCGCGACCUCCAACGCGCCCUCCAACACGCCCUCCACAGGGUCAGAUCAAGAUGAUUUCACUCGAGAGGUGCACCAUGUUGCAAUGCUUUCCAUGCUCCUAGGGCGCAAGGAAAUGUCAAGUGAGGUUCUUCUCGCGCUCGAGCCAGAAGUUGAUGAUGUUGAAUCAGCCUACGAGGGAAAGCGCCAGCACGAUGAUGCGCCCACCGGAGAGAAGUUACACACGAGCCGCAGGCAGCAACCCAAGAACCUCAUAGCUGCACUCGAGGAGAGGCUCAAGCUACGCACUGGUAUUAUGACCUUAGGACAGUGGACAGGAACUGGUACUGAUGGGGCCAUUGCUUUUUCUGAGUCCAAUGACGGCACUGCAUUCUGUCAACAGCUGACAAAAGAGUUCGAUAACUUGCCUCCGGGAUUCUCCAUUCUCAAUGAAUACACGAAGUGGCGAGCUGCGGGCGUUACCCUCGACAUCCUCCCCCGAUGGCUGAAGCUCUUGUCUGAGAUCAUGACCAGCGACCCACAGUUGCCACCUGCGCGAAUGGUUGCUCCUUCGGGCAAACUCGACUCGAAGAUCCUCAUCGUGAUGCAUUAUGCGUCUGAUUCGACAACGGCGUCUCUCGAAUAUGGCAAAACGAGAGACUUGAAGAGUCCAUGCCCCAGGACCGUCGACAAGAAGCUUGAUACCGAAUCCCUCCUCUUCGUGGACACAGCGUGUAUUCGCUUGAGCAACGCGCAGACCCUGCGCUCCAACAACUCGAAGUACGCGAACGAGCCAUACAAGGCGCUUGUGUCUCCCAAAGGUUGCGCUGCAAUGGAUAGCUUCUUCCAGUGCAUCGUGGACAACACUUCAGCCAAGGUCAUCAUUUCUUUCGGUGAUACCCCCAUGAAGAAGACGAAAGCCGCCAUGAAUCCGACCCACUGCUUCUCUCUGAAGGACAACAAAAGGCUCCAUUUCAUCAUCUAUCACCCAGAGCGCAUGAUGCACGGAUUGUCGUACCAGCACGGCGAGCUCUGCGACCUGCUCGUCAACACUGCCUGUGCAGUGGCUGGUCAUGCCGCUCGAGAUCCGAACUAUCCCAUACGAUUCGCCCUGAAGGACUAUUUCGCUCACAGGAACAAGACUGUGCUUGGACCCAUAGCAGAGGCUCAGAGCUCAGGGACGCCCAAACGCACCGGCGACAAAGAGAGUUGUGAGAUAACAAGGUCGCUGAUAAUCAGCGCCAAGGGGGUCGCGGCCCAGACUCGAAUGUUCAACUAUGCCAUGACGUACUUUCCUGUCAAAGUCUUCGCGGCAUGGAACUGUUACUGCCUCCUUACCGGCAUCGGUGGUUAUCUCGACUCGCUUCCGUUGAAGCCACUCCUCGAGCUCUUUCCUGACAAUCCUGACAUCCUCAUCGGUGGCCUCCAUCCAGAUAUUGCUGAUUUGCCCGCUGCCCAUGCAUUGUACAUGGCGCUGCAUGAUCCGGAGUUUACUCGGUGGUUCAAGUGGCCAGAGGAAGGUCUCAACUCGGCCGAGCAAGUGAGGGAGCAAGUGAGGGAGCAAGUGAGGGAACAAGUAAGGAAGCAAGUGAGGCAGCAAGUCAAGGAGCAAAUGAAAAAGUAA
Molecule: messenger RNA, 2409 nt
Organism: Zasmidium cellare ATCC 36951
Lineage: Eukaryota; Fungi; Ascomycota; Dothideomycetes; Mycosphaerellales; Mycosphaerellaceae
Exons: 3
Coding region: 1-2409 (802 amino acids)
Source: RefSeq, a predicted model, not a curated record